UGUCAUUUGUUGUUGUAUUUUUUGCUACACAUAAACAUUAAAUAAAUGAAAAUAUAAAAAUAGUCAAAGAAAACGUUACCUGUUUAUUGUUUGUUAUUAAGUUUUACCCAGAUUCUCAACAUAUUAUGCACUGCAGUUAUCCAAAAACUCGCUCCUGUUUUAUGUUUCCAUACAUCCAAAAUUGAUAAGGAAGAAAAAAAAAAGAAAGUGAUUGGGCCAUAGAGCAAAAACUGAAAGGCCUUGGAACGAACACACAGCGCAACCUAAUUAAAUUUCGACCAAAGGACGCGUACGCUAUUCGACAAUUGGCAAUGAAAUUGUGCACUGGCAAUGAACUCCAGACUUGAAGGCAGUCAUCAGCUCCAGGGGCACUCCAGCCCCAUGGCCAACGAACGCAAACAGAGCAGCCCCAAAAUGGAAAUAACAAAACUUAACCAUGAGCUCAUCGAGGAGUGUAAACGUAGCCAUGAGGAUUCCAUCUUGCCGCGCCAUUUACGCCACGAGCUCGAAAAGCAUCCACGUGAGUCCCGACGUGAAGUGGUUAGAAAGCAACGCAAUGGCUGUGCGCCACUUUUCAUUGCCUGCAAACGUGGCGCAGUAGUAAUUGCAGAGUAUCUCAUAACCAUUUGCGAGGCGGACAUUGAGCAGCGUGGACACUAUGAAGUGCCUGAGGAUAAUAGCUUCCACCAUGUGACACCCCUUUGGGCGGCUGUCGUAUCCGGCAAACUGUCCAUGGUGAAGUAUCUGGUACGAAUCGGAUGUGACAUCAAUGCCAUAUCGGAUUCGGGUUCCACGCCCGUUCGUAGUGCUUGUUACAUGACUCACACGGAUAUUGUUAAAUUUCUGGUGGAAAACGGUGCUGAUAUCAAAAAGCCAAACAUCAAUGGCGGCACCUGCCUUAUCAACUCGGUGCAGUCAGUGCAGCUUUGCCUGUAUCUGGUGCGCAAAGGGGCCGACAUCAAUGCUCGCGACAUACAGGACAAAACGGCACUACACUAUGCCAUACAGGAGCACCGGCUCGACACCACCAGAAUGCUAAUAGAGCAAGGAGCCGAUCCAUUUGCAAAGAGUCGAUAUGGUGACGAUGCGCUGCGAACUGCUUGCCUUAAGGGUGCUCAUCAGAUAUUCGACUAUUUGAAAAAGGAAUUGAACUAUUCAGUGGAACGCAUUGCCGAGGCGCACGAAUUGAUGGGCUCCACAUUUCUAGAUGAGCAUAAUGAAUCGCGCGUCUGCAUCCUACACUGGCGCAUGGCCCAUCACAUACGCGCCGCCUAUACGCCUUACAUUGAGAAGAAACCAAAGGUACCACUGCGAAAUGCUUAUGAGAAUGCCGUGGAGUUUGCAACUCUAGAGGAGCUUGAUAACAUUGCCACGGACAUGGAUGCAAUGCGGACGCAAAGUCUAUUGAUUUGUGAACGGGUCUUGGGCCUGACCCACAAGGACAUGUUGUUCCGUUUAACAUUCAGGGGUGCUUCAUAUGCGGACUCUCUGCAGCUCCAGCGCUGUAUCGAUCUGUGGCGGUUUUUGCUCGAGGUGCGCGUAUCCAAUUGGUCCAUAUUGCAUUUCGAGACAUGUUUCGCUGCUCAGGCAUUGGUGCGUCUAAUGCUAGAUCUCCAUGUACGCAACUCCAGUCACAUACGCAGCGAUGCCCGAGCUCGUUUUAUGCAUCAGGAUAAUUUACUCCCAAGAUUUGACGAUGUAUUGGGGGUAUUUCGCACGCUCGCUGAAAGCGCUGUCGAGGUCAAGGACCUGCUGCAAGUGCGACCCGUCUUUCGACGCCAGCAGGAGAACUAUGACCGAGUAUUGCGUUGCCUAGCACAUCUCAUCUAUUUGCUGAUAAAUACCGUCCACACAGAGGCUCAGCAUAAGCUAAUAUACCAUGCUGUUCACGAAACAGUUGUUGUUGGCAACGUGCGAAGCGCCAGCACUGCAGACACCUUGCUCCACUUGGGCGCCUCUCGGCUAAAUGUUAUUAAAAGCGGCUACAUCACCGAAGAUAAUUUUGCCGAUAAGACUGUGUUCCCCAAUGCGGAGGUUAUUAAAUUGCUCAUCGAGUGUGGGAUUGAUGUGAAUACGAAAAACGAGGCCAAAUCAACGCCCCUACAUGUAGCCUGCCAACCUUACAAUUACGACAAUGAGAUUGUGCAUCUGCUACUUAAGUGUGGAGCGGACAUUGAUCAACCGAAUCGAGCGGAGAAGCGACCUUACGAUUCCAUAGCAUCCAAUCCCACCAACACCAUACCGUUGCUCAACUACAUCUCGCUGCAGUGCCUAUGCGCGACGGUCCUCAGCAAGCAUAAGAUUCGCUACAAGGACCAGUUGCAUAAACAGCUUGAGCAAUUUGUGCAUAACCAUGAACCGUGAACCGUGCACCGUGAACAGGACUCUUUGGAAUACAUGUCUCUGUUAAAAUUGUUAAAAAAAAUAUGUGUAUUUAAUUUGGCCAUAUCUAAAUUUUACCAGUGUAUUCUCUGUUACUUAUUGUCUAUCUAUUCUAUAUAUAACAAACUA
Messenger RNA from Drosophila mojavensis, 2511 nucleotides. RefSeq names its product protein fem-1 homolog C (gene m-cup). NCBI's taxonomy places the organism in Eukaryota, Metazoa, Arthropoda, Insecta, Diptera, Drosophilidae. The record is from RefSeq and is a predicted model, not a curated record. The transcript has 5 exons. Bases 331 to 2364 code for a protein of 677 amino acids. Gene Ontology annotation, molecular function: protein binding.